Saccostrea cuccullata (small rock oyster) is the source of this 801-nucleotide messenger RNA. Its product is annotated as transmembrane protein 79-like. The record is from RefSeq and is a predicted model, not a curated record. NCBI's taxonomy places the organism in Eukaryota, Metazoa, Mollusca, Bivalvia, Ostreida, Ostreidae. Bases 155 to 721 code for a protein of 188 amino acids. Gene Ontology annotation, biological process: regulated exocytosis. Gene Ontology annotation, cellular component: trans-Golgi network membrane; lysosomal membrane. The transcript has 2 exons.
ACCUCUACUUGCUUGAAGCUGCCCGAUCGAAGGUCAUUACAUUACAGCAUUCGGCGCACGAUAUAAGAGACUGUCCAUUUCAUUGGAUAUUAAGCAUUAGCAAUUGCACAUCGAACAUUAACUAAGGUAAGAUUUUUACCUCCCAGACUUCAUAAUGGAGAGCAAAGAGAAGACGAAACCCCGCCUGCUGAUAGAGAACAUGCCUUGGAUUCGGAUUCAGAUGCUCUCGGCGAUUGUGACGAGCUUAGUUCUGUUUACCUUCGGUUUCUGGACACUGCCAAUAAAUACUUCCGGACUGAAGGACCCUGCGGGACGCCUCGCGUUUGCAGUCAAGUGGUUGUUCAUUUCCUCCUUCUGCAUAAUAUUUGCAAUGUUUGGGGUACUAAGAGUCCGAGGGAGUACGAAUGCUGUUGAUCCUAUCAAUGGCGGAGCAGAAAACCUGAUAGAGGUUCCGAACAGAAUUCUACGAAAUAAUGUCGAACAGUAUUUUUUGCACAUGGCGGGAAUUUUGGCUUUGAGCACUAUCCUGGAUGUUAGUUCUCUGAAGGCUAUUCCAGUUUUAUCCGGACUGUUUCUGCUUGGCCGGUUAACUUACGGGCUAGGAUAUUCCCGAUCUCCCUUUAACAGGAGCUUUGGGUUUAUCAUGACUUUUAUUCCUACAUUAAUUGUGUACCUGUAUUGUACGUAUCGAUUGUUUACAGGCAAUAUGUUGCUGUCUUAAUAAUAGAAAAAAAUACAGUAACUAUGAAAUGAUAUGCUCUUUCAAAUAUAUUUCAAAAUAAAUGUCUAGAAUAUACUUUA